This is a messenger RNA of Coregonus clupeaformis (lake whitefish), 2631 nucleotides long. It is a transcript of the gene nt5dc2, whose product is annotated as 5'-nucleotidase domain containing 2. The coding region runs from base 175 to 1983 and encodes 602 amino acids. NCBI's taxonomy places the organism in Eukaryota, Metazoa, Chordata, Actinopteri, Salmoniformes, Salmonidae. The transcript has 14 exons. Gene Ontology annotation, molecular function: 5'-nucleotidase activity. The record is from RefSeq and is a predicted model, not a curated record.
UUUAUUCCCUUUGUUAGAGCAUUGAGACCGUCUCAGUAUAUAGAUAGCAUACUCUCCGUUGAUACGCUGUUUUUCUUGUGCAUCUGACUCAGUGGCUACUAUAUCAACUGUCGCCUACAUCUUGGGUUGAAUGAGAUAGCGUUCUGAAGAUACUCUGAUAAAUGCCAGGUAGUAAUGUCCUGUCAAAAAAUAAGAACGUUUAGCCAUGCGUUAUUGCAGAAAAGUAAGUCAGCUUCGCUUUGCAAAGUUUUAAAAACGUCUGUUGCGUAUUGUGGUAACGUGGCAUCUAGAGGUCCGACCACCCAAAUAGGAAAAUGCUGCGAAGAUGGUCAAAGUUGUGGAUCAAAUUCAGGUAUCCAGCCUGCAGGGUCCCCAGCCAUCCCAACUUCUUCAUCACCCGCAAAUCACAGACAAGUCGCGGGCAAGAAACGUAAGGAGGUGUCGCAGACAUUGUCUGAAAGGGCAUUCACUACAGCACCCAAGAUUGACUCCAAGACUUACCUUUGGUCAAGGUAUAAUGAGAUGAAACGACUUGUGCACGAUUUGAUUCCUCCAGGUGUAUGUAACUUACUGAACCCCUCCAUCAUCCAUGCCAACAAUGAGGUUGACUUGGACAAAGUAGAAAUCUAUGGCUUUGAUUAUGACUACACACUUGCUUUGUACUCCAACACUCUUGAUACAAUGAUCUACAAUACAGCUCGAGAAUUCCUUGUCAAACACUACAAGUAUCCAGAGGGCAUUGGCAAGUAUGACUAUAUUCCCAACUUCGCUGCACGUGGUCUCCACUAUGACAUUCAGAAGGGACUGUUGAUGAAAAUUGAUGCCUUCCAUUACAUCCAGCUGGGGACUGUAUACAGGGGUCUGAAGCCUGUCCCAGAUGAGGAGGUUUUGGAGCUCUACGGUGGAACUAACCAUGUCCCUCUUGAGGAAGUCAGUGGCUUCUAUGGAAAGGGUCCUGUGAUGAAGCAGUUCAUGGAUGUUUUCUCCAUCCCAGAGAUGACUCUCCUGGCUGCUGCCAAUGACUACUUCAACUCCAAUGACAUUGAAUAUGACCCUGGUCAUCUCUACAAAGAUGUUUCGGAUGCCAUUGGAAUGGUGCAUAUCAAAGGCUACAUGUACAAGUGGAUAAUGCAAGACUUGGAGAAAUAUAUCCUCAGAGGAGAUGAGACAUAUGCAGUUCUGCACCGUCUGGCCAGCCAUGGCAAGAAGCUCUUCCUUAUAACCAACAGCCCAUUUAGCUUUGUAGACAAAGGGAUGAAAUACAUGGUAGGAAAGGACUGGAGGGACUUAUUUGAUGUUGUCAUUGUUCAAGCUGACAAACCACACUUCUUCAACAGCCGUGGCAAACCUUUCAGACGUUUGGAUAGCAACGGGGACCUUCAGUGGGACAAGAUCAAGAGCUUGGAUAAGGGCCAGAUCUACAAACAAGGCAACCUGUUUGACUUUCUCAGGCUAACAGGAUGGAGAGGAUCCAAGGUGCUGUACUUUGGAGAUCAUCUGUACAGUGACUUGGCAGACCUGAUGCUGCGUCACGGCUGGCGGACGGGGGCCAUAGUGCCGGAGCUGGAGGUGGAGACCAGGAUUGUGAACACAGAGCAGUAUGCCCAGGGCCUCACCUGGCUGCAGGCACUCACCGGUCUGCUGGAACGCAUGCAGAUGCAUCGAGAUCCAGAGUCAAAGAAAGUUCUGCAGGAUUGGUUGAAGGAGAGAGAAGAGCUUCGAGCUGUGACCAAGAACCUGUUCAACCCUCACUUUGGCAGCAUUUUCCGCACCUGCCACAACCCCACCUACUUCUCUCGUCGCCUGUGCCGCUUCUCUGAUGUCUACAUGGCGUCCAUCAGCUGUCUGCUGAACUACGACCUCUCCUACACCUUCUACCCUCGUCGCACCCCCCUGCAGCAUGAGGCGCCCCUGUGGAUGGACCAGCUUUGCACUGGCUGCAUGAAGACUCCCUUUCUGGAGGAGAUGGCUCACAUCCGCUGAGAGGGGCUCCGAGAUCUCACAAACCGCAAACUGAAUAUGAAGAUGCAGGAACUGAGGCUAAGCCGAGAGUAAGGAGGCAUGGUGGACAACACCGAACAGGUUAAAGGUCUGCAUGGAUCAAGAGUGCCACCUGCUGGGUUGUUGUAUGCCAGUAAGCCUACAGUAGUAUCAAAUCAAAAUAUCUAUCCUAUUCAAGACACCCAAUAUCACUUGGUUGGCCGGGACAUUUGAUGGAUUUAGGUUAGUUAAGGUUGUAACUUGUUAUCCACACCAUGUACAAACGUAUGUUUUUGAUAUCUGUUACAUGAUUACUUUUUUUUUCUCAUUUUUAACCAUGUAAUUGAAUCACUGUAAUGGAAUGACGUCUUAUAAUGACAUACAGUAUCUUAUGACCGCAUCAGUUUGAGUUUUGAGUAAUGGGUCUUAAUUAUUAGAAUGUUUUACAAGUAUGUUUUAAGUCAUUGGUGUUACCGCCUUGAAAGUCACUCAUUACAAAGAUGUACAAGGACCUUGAGCAUUCUCUUCAGUGGCAAACUGUUAUCGGGGAGGGGCCUAUAUUAAAGAAAAUGAUUAGCUAAUCAAACCCUUUUUUGAAUGUCAUAAAUGUGAAGAUUGAUAAUGUUGUGUUAAAAUAAAGUGUCAUUGGUG